UUUAAAUUCAAUUUACCGUAAACAGUUUGUUCCUCCUUAAUUUUAUUGCAAAAAAGAUAUAAAUUGAGUAGCUCACAUAAAAGUUCACAUAAUCGAUCCAGCCAAGAGAGUAAUCAAGGAGUCUGACGAUAUUUUCAAGAACAUCGUUAUCGACAAGAAGCGGAAAUGUUUAAAACCACCAGCAAGUUUUUUCCUUUCAAAGUAAUACUUGUAUUACUGCUCGCGACUUCAACCUCACACAGUACGCAACAUUUGGGGCGAGGUAAAGCUGCUGAGCCAGAACGUUUAACAUGGGAUAAGAAUGAAGAUUACAUUUCUUACGUGUUCACCGAUGGGACCAAGAAUGCCGAGGAACACGUUGAACCUCUGGACUUGCCACAGUGGGAUCCCACAUGCCCACCAAGUUGUAAAUCGCUAACAACGAUCAUGAAUUGCGUCUCGACCGUAGAAGAAAAAAGUUCAAUAUGUAAUGUUGGGGGUUGGUGUAAGUGUAAGACCUCUAAAGGUUUGGAAAGGGAUUGCGUGGAAUGUGUGAGCCAGUAGUUUUAAAGAAGAACGCUCGGCUUAACUCCUCAGUCUCACGCAAUGUGUUUGCCAUGAACAUACUACGAUUGAGAACAUUUCAAUAAAGACGAAAAAAAUGAA
Molecule: messenger RNA, 645 nt
Organism: Pocillopora verrucosa
Lineage: Eukaryota; Metazoa; Cnidaria; Anthozoa; Scleractinia; Pocilloporidae
Source: RefSeq, a predicted model, not a curated record